Theobroma umbraticum is the source of this 2925-nucleotide messenger RNA. RefSeq names its product Pentatricopeptide repeat (PPR) superfamily protein. The record is from RefSeq and is a predicted model, not a curated record. Gene Ontology annotation, molecular function: protein binding; RNA binding. NCBI's taxonomy places the organism in Eukaryota, Viridiplantae, Streptophyta, Magnoliopsida, Malvales, Malvaceae. Gene Ontology annotation, biological process: RNA modification.
CCAACGGUCAAAAAUCCCGCCAAAGCAUGAUAGUAACUAAUGAUUUUGCAUGGCACUUAAAAUCUCUCACUUUCACUUCCCAAAACUCCUUUUUUCUUGUUCCUCAUCAGGCAAACAUUUCUUCGAAUCUCUAUCUGUUUCUCUAAUGAAAAACCGACCAAUACCCAGAAAGAAGAAAACAUUUUCCCACAUUUUCCAAGAAUGUUCGAACCAAACAUCCUUAAACCCAGGCAAACAAGCCCAUUGUCAAAUGAUAAUAUCUGGGUUUAUCCCAACAAUCUUUGUUGCCAAUUGUUUGAUCCAACUGUACAUAAAAUGUGGGAAUUUGGGGUACGCUAAUAAAGUGUUUGAUAGAAUGUCUCAGCGAGACGUUGUGUCGUGGAAUGCGUUGAUUUUUGGGUUUGCUAGUAAUGGGAUGAUGGGGAUUGCGAACAGCUAUUUUGAUGAAAUGCCUGAAAAGGAUGUUGUUUCAUGGAAUUCGUUGAUUUCAGGGUACCUGAAGAAUGGUGAGGGUUUGAAGGCUAUUAAGGUUUUUGUGGAAAUGGGGAGAAUGGGAGUUCAGUUUGAUUGGACGAGUUUUGCUGUUGUUUUGAAAGCUUGUGCUCUUUUGGAAGAGUUUUAUGUGGGGGUACAAGUUCAUGGUAUCGCUGUUAAAGUUGGUUUUGAUAAAGAUGUGGUUACAGGUAGCGCUUUAGUGGAUAUGUAUGGAAAAUGUUGGAGGUUAGAUGAUUCAAUUAGGUUCUUUUAUCAAAUGCCUGAGAAGAAUUGGGUUUCUUGGAGUGCUGCAAUCUCGGGUUGUGUUCAAAAUGAUAAGUUUGUUAAGAGUGUGGAAUUGUUCAAGGAAAUGCAAAGGGAAGGAAUUGUGGUUAACCAAUCUGCUUAUGCUAGUGUUUUCAGGUCAUGUGCUGGGUUGUCUGCAUUUAGGUUAGGUAGACAGCUCCAUGGUCAUGCCUUGAAGAGUAAUUUUGGAUUGGAUUUGAUUGUAGGAACAGCAAUUCUGGAUAUGUAUGCAAAAUGUGGUAGUAUGACUGAUGCUCAAAAGUUAUUUAACUUGUUUCCAAUUCGCAAUUUGCAAUCUUUUAAUGCCAUUAUUAUUGGUUAUGCCCGAUGUGAUCGGGGCUUCCAAGCUUUGCAUUUAUUCCAACUUCUGCUCAAGUCUGAUCUUGGUUUUGAUGAAAUAAGUUUGUCCGGAGCAUUUAGUGCUUGUGCAGUAAUUAAAGGGUCUGUGGAGGGUGUUCAAGUACAUGCCUUAGCAGUCAAAAGUACUUUUGAGUCAAAUAUUUGUGUGGCCAACGCUAUUCUUGACAUGUACAGUAAGUGUGGAGCUUUGGCUGAAGCAUGUCAUGUUUUUCAUGAAAUGGAGAGAAGGGAUGCUAUUUCUUGGAAUGCAAUUAUUGCAGCGAAUGAACAGAAUGGAAAUGAAGAGGAAACACUCUCUCAUUUUGUUUCCAUGCUACAUUCUGGGAUGGAGCCCGAUGAGUUCACUUAUGGCAGUGUCUUAAAAGCUUGUUCUGGUCAGCAAGCCUUGAAUUAUGGCAUGGAGAUCCAUAAUAGAAUCAUCAAAUCUGGAAUGGGGUUGCAUUCAUUUGUAGGAAGUGCUCUUGUUGAUAUGUACUCCAAGUGUGGGAUGAUGGAAGAGGCCGAAAAGAUCCAUGACAGAAUAGAGCAACAGACGAUGGUUGGUUGGAAUGCAAUCAUUUCUGGAUUUUCACUGCAAAAAGAAAGUGAAGAAGCUCAGAAUUUUUUCUCUCGAAUGUUGGAGAUGGGUGUAAAGCCAGAUCACUUCACUUACGCCACAGUUCUUGAUACCUGUGCUAAUUUGGCUACAGUUGGAAUUGGUAAACAAAUUCAUGCUCAAAUUAUCAAGCUAGAAUUGCAGUCAGAUGUGUACAUAUGCAGCACCCUUGUCGAUAUGUACUCAAAAUGUGGAAACAUGCAUGAUUCCAAGCUAAUGUUUGAGAAAGCAACUAAUCGGGAUUUUGUAACUUGGAAUGCCAUGAUUUGUGGGUAUGCCCAACAUGGUCUCGGAGAAGAAGCCCUUAAAGUUUUUGAGGAUAUGAUACUUGAGAAUGUAACGCCUAACCAUGCAACAUUUGUUUCAGUCCUUCGAGCAUGUGCACAUGUAGGGCUGGUAGAAAAGGGAUUGCAUUAUUUUGGCUUGAUGUCAAGUAACUAUGGUUUAGCUCCUCAGUUGGAGCACUAUUCCUGUAUGGUGGAUAUAAUGGGCAGGGCAGGCCAAGUUAGUGAGGCAUUAAAGCUUAUAAACGAUAUGCCCUUUGAACCAGAUGAUGUUAUUUGGAGAACUCUGCUUAGCAUUUGCAAAAUCCAUAGCAAUGUAGAGGUGGCAGAAAAAGUGGCCAAUUCUCUUUUGCAAUUGGACCCACAAGAUUCGUCAGCUUAUAUUCUUCUAUCGAAUAUAUAUGCUGAUGCCGGAAUGUGGGACAAGGUUUCAGAUAUGAGGAAGAUAAUGAGGUAUAAUAAGCUGAAGAAGGAACCUGGUUGUAGCUGGAUUGAAGUAAAGGAUGAGGUUCAUGCAUUCCUUGUUGGGGACAAGGCUCAUCCAAGAUGCAAAGAGAUAUAUGAGAAGCUUGGUAUAUUAGUUGAUGAGAUGAGAUGCUACGUGGCUGAUAUAGAUUUUUUCCUUGAAGAAGAGGCAAACCAACUAAAGGAGCAAGAAGAGCUGAAAAUCAGCUUGUGUAGUUUGUAAUUUUAUUUAAUGCCGCGGAGGCAAAUGGAAAAAAUUGAAUAAUCAAUUCAUUCUAGUAGUAUGUUAUUAAGUUAGAUGACAAAUAUUGCCUACAGAGAAAUUUGCCUCUUCUGACACAGCGGCCUGCAAGUAUACAGUGGUGCUGAAAGAUCUAGUAUUGCAAGACCAAUAGGGUAAACGCUGGCUACCAAAAAGCCCACUUCAAGUUCACACCAAAA